AUAAGGCCGCAAAAACCACUUUACAAAGCCACUAUGCCACCUUUUAGAACCCUAGAACUUUAAUUGUUGUUUUGAGUGUUUUCUUGAAAUUGGGUGUGUUAGUUUGUGUUGUUCAUCAGAUCCAUCUGACCCGUGUUUGAAAACCUAGAGGGGUUUUCUUAAACAAAUAUGGAGGAUCCGUUGGUAGCUGGUGAAGGGUCAGUUGAACUAAGCUCGAAUGCAAAGCAAAAACUUCCAAAGUUGACUGAAAAUGCAAAAAGAACAACACAUAUUGCCAAGCCAACUGUUACAGGACCAAUUGGGACUGCUAAAAAGAGAACAGAGCUAAAGGGUGGUUCUGAGUUGCGAUCAAAUGUGGCGAAACCAACCACUGGUAAAGCAAAAUUAACUGCUACUUCUGGGGGUUUGAGUUCAGUUCCAGUGACUAGAAGGAAAAGUACGGGGGGUUUGCCUGAAAAGCAGCCAGUCUCAGCUAGUAAGCGACAGAACAAUGCUAGCUCAGCUGUGGGCGGUAAACCCACUUCUGCCAGCUCCUCGGAACCAUUGAGGCGGUCACUUCCAGAAGUUAGAAGGAGUUCACUGUCUUCAAUAGUUGCUAAACCCUCAACCAGGCCAAGUGUAUCAGACACUAGAAAUGCAAUUUCCAGUUCACAAGUCAGUCGAACUUCUAGAUCACUACUCAAUUCUGAUGUAGGCAAGCGAGAUGCUACAAAGAGAUCAGCACUAAAUUCAUCGACAAGUCUGUCUACAUCACAGAUGUCAUUGGACAGCACAGGAAGCAGUACGUUUAGGAGAGCCGUUUCAAAGGUCUCGUCUCCAUCAUCUCGAUCACCUUCCAUUUCCAGUGGGCCUAAAAUUUCCUCUCUGUCAACAUCACGGGACAGAAAUUCAAAUUUAUCAGAUCGAAAGAAGUCCACUAGAGCAGAUAGUCGGGACUCAAAUUUCAUUAGACUCCCCCAAGUUGAGCUCAAAGCUGGAGAUGAUGUUAGACUGGAUCUAAGGGGUCAUAGAAUACGUAGUCUGAAUGCUAAUGGGUUGAACCUGUCACCCGAAUUAGAGUUUGUUUAUCUGAGAGAUAAUCUCCUUUCAACUCUGGAGGGUAUUGAAAUAUUAAAGCGGGUGAAGGUCCUUGACUUGAGCUUUAACGAUUUUAAGGGGCCUGGAUUUGAACCACUUGAGAAUUGCAAAGCUCUCCAGCAACUUUACCUUGCUGGAAACCAGAUCACAUCGCUUGUAAGCCUUCCCGAGCUUCCUAAUUUAGAGUUCCUGUCUGUUGCUCAAAACAAGUUAAAGUCUCUUUCAAUGGCAAGCCAACCACGGUUACAGGUAUUAGCUGCCAGCAAAAAUAGAUUAACAACCUUGAAGGGUUUCCCGCACUUACCGGCGCUUGAGCAUUUAAGGGUGGAAGAGAAUCCUAUACUAAAGAUGUCUCAUCUAGAGGCCGCUUGUAUACUGCUGGUUGGCCCAACACUAAAGAAGUUUAAUGAUAGAGAUUUGUCUCGCGAUGAAAAAGCAAUUGCCAAGCGUUAUCCUGCACAUUCGUCGUUUUGCAUCAGAGAAGGUUGGGAAUUUUCCCGUCCAGAGCAUGCUGUUGAUUCAACCUUUAGUUUCUUGGUCAAGAAAUGGGAAGACCAAUUUCCUCCAGGUUAUCUGCUUGAAGAAGCCUCUGUGGAUCAACCAUUUGAAGAAGAUGCUUGUGGUUGCCACUUCCAGUUUGUCAAAGAUAAAAAUGUAAACACUGACUCUGAAUUAGUGUUGAAAUACCAAUGGUUGAUAGGAGAUCGAACCCCUUUCAAUUUUAAGGCAAUUCCUGAAGCCACGGGCGAGGUGUUCUGGCCAAAGCAUGAAGAUGUGAACAAAAUUCUAAAAGUGGAAUGUACUCCUAUUCUCGGUGAUAUCCAAUAUCCCACAAUCUUUGCUAUAUCUUUGCCAGUUGCACCAGGAACUGGGUAUCCAAAGGUUUUAAAGAUUGACGUUCGUGGGGAAUUAGUGGAGGGAAACAUAAUUAGAGGCUAUCCAGAAGUUGCAUGGUGUGGUGGGACUCCCGGGAAAGGCGUUGCAAGCUGGCUGAGGAGAAAAUGGAAUAGUAGUCCAGUAGUAAUUGUUGGUGCGGAGGAUGAUGAAUAUCAGCUGACUCUAGAUGAUAUUGGUUCGUGCUUGGUUUAUAUGUACACUCCAGUAACAGAAGAAGGAUCCAAAGGGGAGCCUCAAUAUGCAAUUACAGAUUAUGUAAAAGCAGCUCCUCCAUCAGUCGAUGAUGUACGAAUUAUUGGAGAUGUGGUUGAAGGGACCACAAUCAGAGGGGUAGGUGACUACUUUGGCGGAAGAGAAGGUCCUAGCAAAUUUGAGUGGCUGCGUGAGAAUAAGGAUACAGGAGAGUUUGAACUGUUCUUGACUGGGACUACUGAGUACACUUUGACUAAAGAAGAUGUUGGUCGGCGCUUGGCUUUUGUUUAUAUUCCUACGAAUUUUGAGGGACAAGAAGGAAAACCUUUAACUACAACGUCUCAAGUAGUGAAGCAAGCUCCUCCCAAAGCGACAAAUCUGAAGAUAGUUGGGGACUUGAGGGAGGGAAGUAAGGUUACUGUGACAUGUAAUGUCACUGGAGGUGCUGAAGGAUCUAGCAGAGUUCAGUGGUUUAAAUCAAGCUGUGCAAUAUUUGAGGGUGAGAAAGGUCUAGAAGCUGUUAGCACAUCAAAAAUUGCGAAGGCUUUUCGAAUACCGUUAGGAGCUGUUGGAUAUUACAUAGUUGCCAAGUUUACACCUAUGACUGUAGAUGGUGAAUCUGGUGAACCUGCAUACACCAUAGCUGAAAAAGCAGUUGAAACUCUUCCACCCAGUCUAAACUUCUUAUCCAUCACCGGUGAUUACACUGAAGGUGGCAUUCUCACUGCUUCAUAUGGGUACAUAGGGGGGCAUGAAGGGAAAAGUAUAUACAGCUGGUACAUUCAUGAGAUUGAUACUGAUUCAGGUACUCUAAUACCCGAAGCCUCGGGUUCACUUCAGUAUCGUCUUAGCAAGGAUGCCAUAGGAAAAUUUGUAUCCUUUACAUGCACGCCAAUCCGUGAUGAUUUGUUAGUUGGCGAGCCAAAAACAUGCAUGGGGCAGGAGCGUGUUCGUCCAGGUAGCCCAAGAUUGCUCUCUCUACAGAUUACUGGAUUUGCAGUUGAAGGCAAUUUGCUGCGUGUUGACAAAAAAUAUUGGGGUGGCAACGAGGGAGAGUCGAUUUUUCGCUGGUUCAGGACAAGUUUGGAUGGCACUCAGACUGAAAUCAAAGAUGUUGCCACUUCUUCGUACAUGCUCUCAGGUGAUGAUAUUGGAUAUUCUAUAUCAGUUUCAUGCGAGCCUGUUAGAGUCGAUUGGGCUCGUGGUCCGACUGUGCUAUCUGAGCUAACUGGACCAGUUGUGCCUGGGCCACCAACCUGCCUGUCACUUGCAUUCCAGGGAUCGGUGGUGGAAGGUGCACGUUUGACUUUUAUCGCCUCUUAUAGUGGAGGGGAAAAAGGAGACUGUCAAUUUGAGUGGUUUAGAGUACAUUAUAAUGGUAGUAUCAAGGAGAAACUAAUUGCUGGUGAGUACUUGGAUUUGACUCUUGAGGAUGUGGGAAGUAGUGUGGAACUUGUGUAUACCCCUGUGAGGAAAGAUGGAGUUAAAGGAAGUCCUGUGAGUAUUGUUUCUACUCCAGUCACUCCUGCCGAUCCUGUUGGUAUGGACCUUGUAAUUCCUAAUUGUUGCCAGAAUGAAAUGGUAGUACCGCAGAAAACUUACUUUGGAGGACAAGAAGGUGAAGGGAAGUUUAUCUGGUAUAGAUCAAGAAUAAAGCUUGAAAAAUCUGCCUUUGUAGACAUAUCCAAUGUUCAUGAGGAUCUUGUUAUAUGUGGAAGUUCAUUAGAAUACAUACCGUCGCUGGAAGACGUGGAUGCUUAUUUAGCUCUGUAUUGGCUUCCAACUCGUGCAGAUGGCAUAUCUGGAAGCCCAUUGGUAUCAGUUACAAAUUUGCCCGUCAGUCCUGCUCUACCAGUAGUUUCCGAUGUGCAUGUGAGGAAGGUAUCUUCAACCACUUAUUCUGGGCAAGGGGUAUACUUUGGUGGUUAUGAAGGAGAAAGCCUUUUUAGUUGGUACAGAGAAUCUGAUGACGGAAAAAUCGUUGUUACUAGUGGAGUGGAUUGCAAAACUUAUGAAGUUACUGAUGCUGAUUACAGCUAUCGCCUGUUAUUUGGGUACACUCCAAUUCGUUCUGAUUCGCUUGUUGGAGAGCUGAGAUUAUCUGAGCCAACUGAAGUGAUUCUCCCUGAACCUCCAAUAAUCGAAAUGCUUGCUCUUGCUGGUAAGGCCGUCGAAGGUGAUGUACUUACCGCUGUUGAAGUCAUUCCAAAGAGUGAAACUCAACAGCGUGUCUGGGGGAAGUACAAAAAAGAAAUCAGAUAUCAGUGGUUCUAUACAUCUGAAACGGAAAAUAUCAACUCCUUUGAGCAGAUGCCAUCACAGCGCUCUUGCUCAUAUAGAUUGCGGUUUGAGGACAUUGGUCGGCAGCUACGAUGUGAAUGCAUAGUGAGUGAUGUGUUUGGAAGAUCUAGUGAACCAGCAUAUGUCAAUACAGCUACCAUUUCACCAGGAUUUCCUAAAAUCGAUAAGCUGGAGAUUGAGGGUAGAGGUUUUCACACUAAUUUGUAUGCUGUACGUGGCACCUAUAGUGGAGGGAAGGAGGGUAAAAGUAGAAUCCAGUGGCUUAGGUCGAUGGCUGGAAGCCCUGAUCUUAUCUCUAUCCCUGGGGAAACUGGAAGGAUGUACGAGGCUAAUGUUGAUGAUGUGGGCUACAGACUGGUUGCAAUAUAUACUCCGGUACGAGAGGAUGGAAUCGAAGGUCAACCUGUAUCUGCAUCGACCGACUCUAUUGCUGUUGAGCCUGAUGUUUUGAAAGAUGUGAAGCAGAAGCUAGAGAGUCCAUCAUCUGUGAAAUUUGAGACAUUAUGCGAUAAGGACAGAUCGUCGAAAAAGGUCUCUUCAGUAGGGACUCUUGAGAGAAGAAUUUUGGAAGUCGGUAAAAAGAAAUUGAAAGUUGUGAAGCCAGGUUCUAAGACUUCAUUUCCCAAUACUGAAGUGCGUGGAAGUUAUGCUCCACCCUUCCAUGUGGAGGUAUUCCGAAAUGAUCAACAUAGACUUAAGGUUGUUGUAGAUGGUGAAAAUGAAGUAGACCUGAUGGUUCAGACGCGGCACAUGCGAGAUGUGAUUGUUCUUGUGAUAAGAGGCCUUGCUCAGCGUUUCAAUAGCACAUCGCUCAACUCUCUCCUCAAGAUAGAAGCAUGAUCAGAUAGUACAUUAUUGUACAUGGAGUAGCGUUUUUUUAGGCUUAUUUUUUUAUUUUUUCCAUUGGGAUUUAGGACUAGCCCCUCUUGUGCCAGUGUAAUUUAUAAAAAAGGUGUGAUUUUUUUGUACAUGCAACUUGUGGAAAUCAAAUGACCAAAACUGUAAAACUGAAAAUUACACUCUGGUGCCAAAUAUGGCCAACGCAGAAUCCAAAUUUUCAUGGUGAUACCAUCACAAUGUAGAAUAUAGCAGGUAUACAUUGAGUAAUGUGAGAUUGGAAUGAUUUGAGUGUUCUCUUUCCA
Molecule: messenger RNA, 5609 nt
Organism: Daucus carota subsp. sativus
Lineage: Eukaryota; Viridiplantae; Streptophyta; Magnoliopsida; Apiales; Apiaceae
Product: 187-kDa microtubule-associated protein AIR9
Exons: 38
Coding region: 169-5307 (1712 amino acids)
Cellular component (GO): plasmodesma
Molecular function (GO): protein binding
Source: RefSeq, a predicted model, not a curated record